GAAAACACCGAUCCCCAGAAAACAGCGUUCCUCCUGCGCAAGCAGUGGACCUUGUACAGCGUGACCCCUCUGUACGGGUUCUCGGGCGCUCGCCUGAGGGACUACGCGAGGCUGCUGAGCGCCUCCAUCGCGGCCGAGAAGAAGAAGGGGCUGGCGGUGGAAAUCGGGGCUGAGCUGGACUUCAAAGUGGCCGUCUCCAGCCUUCCCGACCUGAAAGGCAGCGACCAGGACCAGGCUGCGAUCCUUGUGCAGCUUUCUUCAAGGUCAUCGGCUUCCAUGAACAACUCGGAUGAGAAACUGAUAUGGUCGGGCUGCCUCUGCUCUGUGUUCGGAGAGGAUCUGUCCAAGAACAUGCCAGAGAACUUCACUUGUUUCCCUCUGUUUCUUACUAAUGGGGCGGAGAGUUACACAUCCAUUGUGGGAAGUUGGUUUCAGAAGACUUUCGACUGCAAUUUCCGCCGUUUAGCCAUCAGCCCUCUCAAUCUCAGUUGGAUGGCAGCUAUGUGGAGCGGAUGCAAAGUGGAUAAAACCACAUCUGCCACAGAACUAGUUUUCUCUGUCCCCAAUCUGCCCCACCCCCUGGAUAUUUCAUAUGCCAUUCAUGCAGAGGAUGCAAAAGCUUUGUGGGACACGGUCCAAAAAACUCCAGGAGAGAUCACUCAAGAGGAGGUGGAUAUCUUUAUGGACUGCCUUUACUCACACUUCCACAGACACUUCAAGAUCCACUUGUCAGCUACAAAACUGGUCAAAGUUUCUACAGCAAUUGCCUCAGCACACUGUGAUGGGAUUAUAAAGAUUCUACAAAGCCAAAACCUAACAGGAGUGCUGAUGCUACUGACAGAACUAGCAAUCUCUCAGAUACAGUGA
Molecule: messenger RNA, 867 nt
Organism: Apaloderma vittatum (bar-tailed trogon)
Lineage: Eukaryota; Metazoa; Chordata; Aves; Trogoniformes; Trogonidae
Gene: CENPL
Product: centromere protein L
Exons: 3
Source: RefSeq, a predicted model, not a curated record